Propithecus coquereli (Coquerel's sifaka) is the source of this 3513-nucleotide messenger RNA. RefSeq names its product chromosome unknown open reading frame, human C15orf52 (gene CCDC9B). Lineage: Eukaryota; Metazoa; Chordata; Mammalia; Primates; Indriidae. Bases 59 to 1369 code for a protein of 436 amino acids. The record is from RefSeq and is a predicted model, not a curated record. The transcript is spliced from 9 exons.
ACCCCGGGCCCUCCCACAGGAGAUCCAGGAAGACCGUCGGCAGGCGGAGCAGGGGGGCAUGUCUGUGACCACGCCGGGGCUCCUCCGACCUGAUGGCCUCACUGUCACCAUCAGCCAGGUUCCCGGUGAGAAGCGAGUGGUCAGCAGGAACUGGACAAGGGGCACCCUCGGACCCCAAGUGGCCAAUGAGAUGCUUGAGCAGGAGGACACAGAGGACUACAGGGGUACUUUCUGCCUGGGGCAGCGGGUGGAGCUGGCUGUGACCAUGGAAAACAAAGCUGAGGCCAAGCGGAUCGUAAGUGAAAAGCCCAGCAAAGCAAGGAACCAGGGCACAGAUGGGUCACCUGGAGGGCGUGGGGGCCGGAGCCCCUCCACACCAGUGGCCAUCAGCUCGGAUUCUGCAUGGAAGGGUGCUCGGGAGCGCCGGAGACAGCCAGUGGGGGAGCCCCCAGAGGCAGGCUGGGACUACGCCCAGUGGAAGCAGGAGCGGGAGCAGAUCGACCUGGCCCGCCUCGCCCGGCACAGAGAUGCACAGGGUGACUGGCGCCGCCCAUGGGACCUGGACAAGGCCAAGCCCACGCUCCGGGACUGCAGCAAGCCUGGGGAAGAGGGCCCGGCCAGGGUGGGCAGCAGAAGGGGUCCCAGGAGCCACCGGAAGCUACAGCCCCCACCAUUGCCCCCUGAUGGAAAAGGUCGAGGUGGGCAAUCUGGCAGACCCUCGAUGGCAUCAGCCACAGGCAGCAAAGCCCGAGGGAAGGAGAGGCUGACUGGCAGGGCCCGAAGGUGGGACAUGAAGGAAGACAAAGAGGAGCUGGAGAGUCAGGAGGGAAACCAAAGCACCAGACAGACUGCCAGUGAGGAGGAACUCGCGCAGAGGCAGAGUGGGGUGGAGCUGUGCAGUCCGGGGAGCACCCCGGCAACCGGCCUGGCUCUGGCACCCCCAGAGGGGCCAAAAGGGGAGUCUGGUGCUCCCACGGCCAUCUCCAUCCCUGGCUCUUUGCAGGAGACUGACAUGACUCCCCUUGACCUCUCCCUGGGAGGGGCCAGCAGCCCUGGGCCUGCGGAGAGCACAGAGAGCACAUGUGCACUGAAUCCAAGGCCUGGGCCCCAGGAGAGGCCUGUGUCCCACGAAGAUGGCUCCAAGCAGGGGUGGAACGACCACCAGGCUGAGCUGCAAGUCCAGACUUGUUCUGAGCCACAGAGAGGAGCAGGGCCCCUAGAGCCCAGAGUAGACAGGUCUGGCAAGGCUGGGGCCCAGCAGGGACUGGCACAGAGAAGCAGGCCCCCCAGAGGAAGCAGCCAAAGGGCAAGAGGCACAGGAGGUGUGAGGAGCAGGAUGGGGGGUCCUGGCCCUGCAGGAAGAUGCUGAGCAAAGCCCCUGGGAGCUGGGGAGCCAGGUGGGGAGAGGAAAUGGGAAGAACCAGUCUUCUGUGUGAUGGGCAUCUGGUUGCUGGUGGCUUGUGCCAGUUGGACUGAGCAAUGUGGCAAACUCUCCUUCAAGGUGACCUUGUGAGGGCAAGGAGGUGCCUCCUCCCUGCACAUCAUGUGCUCGUCCCUGUGCACAUGUGUGUUUUCACACGCAGGCACAGCCCCUGGUGUGUUCCCACACUGGCACCUGGUGUCUGAGGCUGCUGAGCCCUGACCUGGGCCUAUCGCUGCCUUCUCUGCCAUGGCGAGAGACCAAGGCUUGGCCGCCCUUAGCACCUGGUUCUCCUGGCUUCCUGUCAUCCUCCAGGACCUGGCCUCCCUCUCCAGCUGCCGAAUCCUUGGGUCCAGGCAGCCUCCUCAGCUGGCAUGGCCAGCCCAGGCUGGGCCCUUUCCCAUGGCCCUGCCUUGCACCCAGGUGACUCAGUCCCAGACUCACAGGAUGGCUGAACCGGGGGAAUCUCUGCAAGCUUCCUGCCUCUCCUGAAGAGGAGGCUGAGGCCCAGAGAAAAGCUUGCAGGACUGGGCUGGGAAUAGACGAAUAGAGCUCAGGUCUUCUCCAUGGAAAGGAAGGUCUCUGGAAAGGCCUCCUCUCUGAAAUGGGAGGGAACCUCCUCGCCCUACAGCAGGGUGGGAGCUCACGGCCAGGCCCUCUCCCCCAGGCCAGACAUUACAGGCACCCUGAAUGGAGGCAAGGGCCUGGCCUUGCAGCCCAGAGUCACUUCCCACCCUUUUCUACUUCUCUUUUCCCCACUGCCCACACCAGGGCCAUGCAAAAGCAAGGACUCAGACAGGGACUCAAGAGACGGAGAAACAGUGGCAUGACAUCAGGACUUAUCUUUCCUGCUUAGUCUCCGUUCCGGCCCCUCCCCUGAGGCCCACGUCUGGUGAAUUAUCCAGACUCCGCACAAGCUGUGGCUUCCUCUCAAUUCAACAAACAUUUCCUGAGCACCCACUACCAGAAAUCCAGCCUGUAGGCGAUGGUGACUUUGCCAGCAAGAGGAAGGGAAGAAACCCAGUCAUCCGGCAGAUACAGGUUGGACAGUGGGAGCUGUUCUCGCUGUAGGUGCCUGACCAGGGCUGGGCGCAGGAUGGUGGUAGGAGCCCAGAGGAACCAUUCCACUGCUGCUUGGCAGAGGCAGGUGCUCCUCCUUCUUGUUAUCCUGUCCUCUGCCCUAAGCCCUUGCCUGGGUCUCACCAUGUGGUCCCUUCUGCUCCCCUCCUCUCUGGUCCUGCCAUGGCUGUCCCUCUCUGCUGAGGGUCAUGGGUCUCACGUGCUCUAGCAAGAAUCCAGAUCCAACCCAGGACUUCUGCACUAUUCAGUGAGAAGCCUAAAGCUUGGGGUCUCAGCUUGGGUUUCCUCACUGUCUCUCAGCUCCAUCCUCCACCCCUCUAUUGGGGAGGCUGGGGGUGGUAUCUCUUCAGCAGAUCAGACUGUUUAGAGAAGAACUUCUCCCACUUUAGCAUGAAGAGUAAUGCAGAUUCUAAUCCAGUCGGUCUGGGGGCUGCUGGUUCCUGGACUAUGCUCUCGUGUAGUGAGGGUUUGGACUUCAGUAUACUAUACAGAGGGCUGGAGGUGAAGACAGACUUUAGACUCCAAAGUGUGCUGCUGGCUGUGUAAGUGUUGGGGGGAGUGCUACCCCCUGCCAGGUGGUGGGGACAGGAAUUGGGUGAGAGGCUGAGGGUCCUGGGGAAGAAGCUUUAGAGGGCAGUGAGUAGGUGGUGCCCACUUCUCGUAGUGCACAGCGAGGGAGCUGGUCAGGAAUGGGAUGGGGUGAAGGGCGUGGAAGAGGUUGGUGUGGGGUUGAUCAGAGAAAUUUUGGAGAGGCUUGGAAACAUUCCUAUGUAUGUGAGACAUACUUAGGCUAUGGAUGAAGAGUCCAAGCUCAAGUUUUUCUCUUGCCUUCCAGUCACAAGUAUACAUCUCUGGAGUGUGGCACAGGCCCCGGAAUCCAUGAAUUCCAAAGGAUGGGGCCACUAUAGAGUGGGUUCAGGUGGAGCCCUUGAAUUCAGGUGUCUCCAGAAAUGAUUGUGAUCAAGAAUUUGAGUUCUGGCUGGGUGCGGUGGCUCAUGCCUGUAAUCCCAGCA